Molecule: messenger RNA, 2123 nt
Organism: Peromyscus eremicus (cactus mouse)
Lineage: Eukaryota; Metazoa; Chordata; Mammalia; Rodentia; Cricetidae
Gene: Sntg1
Product: syntrophin gamma 1
Exons: 18
Coding region: 1-1845 (614 amino acids)
Cellular component (GO): intracellular anatomical structure; dystrophin-associated glycoprotein complex
Molecular function (GO): structural molecule activity; protein binding
Source: RefSeq, a predicted model, not a curated record
AUGGCUUUACCAUCAGCAAUUGAGGAGUAUUCCCCUUGUUCCACAUCCUCAGAAGCAUUAACUAUCACUUGUGAUAUUGAUCUUAACCAUUCUGACAAGUGUAAGAUGGAAUGUCCAAGUAAAUUUGAUUUGCAUUUCCCUGAUGGGAUUUGCUCAAAAUACAUCGAGUCAGAACCUGAUUCAUUAGCAGCCUUACAGACCAAAGACAGGUCUGCAAGAGGGAUAGGUAUCCAUGGCUGGUUAGCCGCAUUGGGGCCCACAUUAACUGGAAACACCAUGGUGGGCAUGUGCGGCACCAUAGGUGGAACAGGCUGGGAGACGAAGACAGGGGUUUGCUUGCUUCAAGAUGGUAAUCAGGAACCCUUUAAAGUCCGGCUGCACCUUGCCAGAGACCUGCUGAUGCUACAGGAGCAAGAUGUGCUUUGUGUGUCUGGUGAGCCUUUCUAUUCUGGGGAAAGAACGGUGACGAUCAGAAGGCAGACAGUAGGAGGAUUUGGAUUAAGCAUAAAGGGAGGUGCAGAACAUAGCAUUCCAGUUGUCAUUUCCAAAAUCUCCAAGGAACAAAGAGCGGAGCUGUCAGGACUGCUUUUCAUCGGAGAUGCAAUUCUACAGAUAAAUGGAAUUAAUGUGAGGAAAUGCAGACAUGAAGAAGUGGUUCAGGUUCUUCGGAAUGCUGGGGAGGAAGUGACACUGACAGUGUCAUUUUUAAAAAGAGCACCUGCUUUCCUCAAACUCCCACUGAAUGAAGACUGUUCAUGUGCUCCAAGUGACCAAAGCAGUGGUACCUCUUCUCCUCUUUGUGACAGUGGAUUGCACCUCAACUACCAUCCAAACAACACAGAUACGCUUUCCUGCUCAUCGUGGCCCACAUCUCCAGGACUGCGGUGGGAGAAGAGGUGGUGUGACCUCAGGCUCAUUCCGCUACUGCAUGCCCGCUUCUCCCAGUACCUGCCUGGAACUGAUCUGACUCGGCCAAAUGCUUUCCAAGUUGUUGCUGUGGAUGGAGUCUGCAGUGGAAUUAUUCAAUGCCUUUCUGCUGACGACUGCAUGGAUUGGCUCCAAGCAAUAGCAGCUAACAUUUCAAACCUCACAAAGCACAAUAUCAAAAAAAUCAACAGAAAUUUCCCUGUAAACCAGCAGAUAGUCUACAUGGGCUGGUGUGAAGCACGGGAGCAGGAAAUCCUCCAGGACCGUGUGUAUACACCUGUCUUUCUUGCCUUGAGGGGCUCAUGUCUUUACAGGUUCCCAUCACCUCCAGUGACCACCUGGGAUUGGACACGAGCAGAGAAAACUUUCUCCAUAUGUGAGAUCAUGUGCAAGGUUCUCAAGGACAGUGACUUGCUGGAUCGGCGGAAACAUUGCUUUACUAUGCAGUCUGAAUGUGGGGAGGAUCUAUACUUCUCUGUGGAGUUAGAAAGUGACCUUGCCCAAUGGGAACGAGCCUUCCAAACAGCCACCUUCUUAGAAGUGGAGCGGAUACAGUGCAAGACCUAUGCAUGUGUGCUAGAGAGUCACCUAAUGGGCCUCACUAUUGACUUCACCACAGGCUUCAUCUGCUAUGAUGCAGCAACAAAGGCUGUACUAUGGAGGUAUAAAUUUUCUCAACUUAAAGGCUCCUCAGAUGAUGGCAAAAGCAAAAUCAAAUUUUUGUUUCAGAAUCCAGAUACUAAACAAAUUGAAGCAAAGGAGUUGGAAUUUUCAAAUUUAUUUGCUGUUCUUCACUGUAUUCAUUCAUUUUUUGCUGCCAAAGUAGCUUGUUUGGACCCUCUGUUUUUAGGUAAUAAGCCUGCUGCUUCUGCUGCUGACAGCUCUGCUUCUACAAGCAAAGCAAAGCAUGUGGCUUGACAUGCUGACUUCUACCUUAGAGUCCUCAGGGUCACUCCUCACUUCCACCCUGGGGAGACCACACUUUCACCAAGUCAACAGUGAAGUAAGACUGCAACCCCAGCAGAAGAAGGUCAGGAAGUAUCUGCAGCAUAUCUUACCCUGUCAGGCAUCUGCAAACAAUGCUGGAUAGGCAGAGCAGCCUAUUCUUUCUCCUCUGAUCUUUAUCAGGACAUAGAUGACCCUAUGUAUGGUGACAAAUGUUUGGUGUAAAGUAUGUAAAUAACAUGAAAGUUGUA